AUGUAAUUAUACACCUCAUUGUUUCGUUUCUCCAGAUUAGUCCCAAGAUAGAGAUUAACCUUGAAUCAGGCUGAUCCUACUAUAUAUGGCCUCAUCCAAGAGGAAAUCAAAAGACAAAGAGAAAGUAUCAAUUUGAUUCCAUCCGAAAACCACAGCUCGAAGGCAGUCCUCGAAGCUUUGGGUUCUGUCAUGUCAACCAAAUAUGCAGAAGGUACAAAAAAUGCUCAUCUAUACAAAUAGGUUACCCUGGAGCCAGAUAUUAUGGAGGAACAUAAGUGUAUGAUAAAGUGGAAUUACUUUGCUAAUAAAGAGCCCUUAAUGCAUUCAAUUUGAAUUCCAAUGAAUGGGGUGUUAAUGUUCAAAUGCUCUCAGGGGCUCCUGCCAACUUUGCAAUCUAUACAGGGUUGCUCUCACCUAAAGAUAGAAUUAUGAGUUUGGAUCUUCCACAUGGAGGGCACUUAUCACAUGGAUAUCAAACUGAGACCAAAAAGGUUUCUGCUGUCUCCAGUUACUUUGAAGUCAUGCCCUACAGAUUAAAUGAGGUAAGAAGCAAUCAAGAAUCUAUUUAGGAAACAGAACUUAUCGAUUACGAAUAAAUGGAAGUUUUGGCCAAGGCCUUCAGACCAAAAUUAAUAGUUGCAGGAGCAUCUGCUUAUGCAAGGAUUAUAGAUUUUCAAGCCAUCAGAAAAAUCUGCGAUAGUGUCAAAGCAUACUUAUUAGCUGAUAUUUCACACACAGCAGGCAUGAUGGCAGCUGAAUAAUUGCCAAGUCCAUUCCCCUAUGCAGAUGUUGUUAUGACUACAACUCACAAAUCGUAUCCCUCCCUAUUUUAUCCUUUAGAAUGAGAGGACCAAGAGGAAGUCUUAUUUUCUAUAGAGUUGGUCAAAAGGAAAUAGACAAAAAUGGAAAACCCAUCAAUUAUGAUCUUAAAACUAAAAUUGACCAAGCUGUCUUCCCUGGAUUGUAAGGAGGACCCCAUUUCCAUACUAUUACAAGCAUAGCUGUAGCAUUGGAAGAAGCCAAAACUCCUGAAUUCAAGAACUAUUAGAAGAAUGUCUUAUUGAACAGCAAGAAAUUGGCAGAUGAAUUAUUGAAGAGAAGUAUUGAUUUUUAAUUAAUUCUAAGACUUCUCUUUGGUUUCAGGAGGAACUGACAAUCACUUGGUAUUGGUUAAUUUAAAACCUAAAUCAAUUGAUGGUGCAAGAGUGGAAUCCAUUUUAUAAGCAGUCAACAUUUCUGUAAAUAAGAACACUGUUCCCAAAGAUAAGUCAGCCUUGGUACCAAAUGGAUUGAGAAUGGGGUAAGAGUCAAUAAAUCUAUGAAUAGAUCAGUACCGAUGACAUCCAGAGGAGUUAAUUAAGAUGAAUUUGCACAAAUAGCUGAUUUCAUUGAUAGAGGUGUGGCUAUAGCUUAAAAGGUGAAGGGAGAAGCUGGACCAAAAGUACAAGAUUUCAAAGAUUGGUUGGCUAAGAAUGGUGACUAACAUCCUGAUAUUCAAAAACUUAAGAAAGAUGUUGUGUCAUUCAGUUCUCAAUUCCCUGUUCCUGGAUUGGAUUGAUUAACAAAUAAAAUAAAC
This is a messenger RNA of Paramecium octaurelia, 1576 nucleotides long. Lineage: Eukaryota; Ciliophora; Oligohymenophorea; Peniculida; Parameciidae. The record is from the annotation of a GenBank genome assembly.